AUGAAGGGCAUAGAUGAGUUCUAUGAGGACCGAGAGUAUCCUGAGAUGGGAGAAUUGGAGGAGUUAUCGAAUGAGGCUGAUAAGAGCGAGGACACGGAUGAUACGGGAGCAAGUGUGGAGGCAGCAGAGAAGCAGGAAGAGGAGAUAGUCACCAUGGAGGCAGCAGCAGUGAAUGGUGGAGAUGGAGAUGGUGUCAACACUUUUGCAGCAGCGAUCGUGGUUGAAGAUGAAGCAGUAAAUGCGAAGUGUGUGGGAGUCGCUGUGAAAGGGGACAUCAUGGUGAAGGGAUCAAAGGCGAAUGCAACUGCAAAGGGUAGAGUGCUUACGAAAGAGGAACACGUUGAGGGGUAUGAGACCCGAGAGGUGUUGCGUGUUGAGAUGCCGAGGAGCAGCGAGAGGAUCAAGAAAAUCUCUCAAGGUUUGGAUGUCAAGGCGCUCAACUUCAAGACACGUAAGCAGAGGCUCAAGGUGCAGGAGCUGCAGGGGAGCGUGGAGGAGUGUGAGGAGAGUGUGGGGAAGCUGAGGAAGCUGCGGUUUGAGGCGGAGAACAAGUUUGACGCGACGCAUGCGAUGGGGGAGAAGAUGAAGGAGAAGAUGGCGGAGUGUGAGGAGACCACCGCCAAGAACGCUGCUGAGCGGGAGAAAGAGAAGAGCGAACUGAUGGCACAGGUGCAUGAGCUGGAGAACAAGGUGAAGGAGUUGCAAGCGAAGCUGGGCAUCAGUGAGGACAGCAGCACCAGUGAUGACACCAGCAGUGACGGCAACACCAGUGACAAGUAA
This is a messenger RNA of Closterium sp. Naga37s-1, 780 nucleotides long. NCBI's taxonomy places the organism in Eukaryota, Viridiplantae, Streptophyta, Zygnematophyceae, Desmidiales, Closteriaceae. The record is from the annotation of a GenBank genome assembly.